ACCACACUCUACUUUUUUCCACCUAUAAAUAUUGACUACUAUUCCAUUUAAGAAUAUACAUCAAAUACGUUUCUCCUUUAACCAAUAAUAUUGGCUUUGAAAAUAUUUAGAAUGGCAAAAUUUAGUACUUUUUAUGAAGGGUGGCUUAGCAGUCAGGAGGACUUCCUCCGACGGCUCGAGUCGCUACUGAUCCCGGUGAACGGUUUCGACCGGGACCGGGAGUGCCGCGAGAUAAUCCCUCGGGUGAUCGAGCAUUACCGGGAGUUCUACCGGGAGAAGGCGGCGGCGGUGGAGGAGGACGUGUUCGUGUCGAUAUCGCCGCCGUGGAUGAGCUCGUUCGAGCGGUCGCUGCUGUGGAUAACCGGGUUCCGGCCGUCGAUCCUGUUCCCGAUAAUGGAGGGGGCGCUGGCGGAGGAGGAGCUGGCGGCGGGGCAGCGGCGCCGGAUCGAGGAGGUGAAGGCGGAGUCGCGGCGGAGGGAGAGGGAGAUCACGCAGGCGAUGGCGAGGGUUCAGGAGACGAUGGCGGAGCAGCCGGUGUAUGGGUUGAUCAAGAAAUUCGGCGGCGGAGAGGGGGCGGCGGCGGAGAAGAUGAGGGCGGCGGUGGAGGAGGUGAAGGCGGCGAUGAGGGAGGUGGUGCGGGAGGCGGAUGAGCUGCAGGGGUGGACGGUGGCGGAGGUGGUGGAGGUGCUGGGGCCGGUGCAGGGGGUGAGGUUUUUGGCGGCGGUGGGGAGGUUUCAGCUCCGGGCGAGGCGGUGGGGAGUGGAGAGAGACGGUUAAAUCUGGUUUGACUUUUUCCGUUGAAAUCUGGUUUAUGUUGGAAUCUGGUUUGACUUUUUCCGUUGAAAUCUGGUUUAUGUUGGAAUCUGGUUUGACUUUUUCCGUUGAAAUCUGGUUUAUGUUGGAAUCUAAUCUAUUAACUAAUUUUAUUUUCAGUUUUACUUUUAAGUAA
Molecule: messenger RNA, 949 nt
Organism: Salvia splendens (bonfire salvia)
Lineage: Eukaryota; Viridiplantae; Streptophyta; Magnoliopsida; Lamiales; Lamiaceae
Product: protein ZW2
Exons: 1
Coding region: 112-777 (221 amino acids)
Biological process (GO): DNA-templated transcription
Molecular function (GO): sequence-specific DNA binding
Source: RefSeq, a predicted model, not a curated record